This is a messenger RNA of Emiliania huxleyi CCMP1516, 570 nucleotides long. RefSeq lists its product as hypothetical. The transcript has 3 exons. Bases 1 to 570 code for a protein of 189 amino acids. Gene Ontology annotation, molecular function: hexosyltransferase activity. Gene Ontology annotation, cellular component: membrane. The record is from RefSeq and is a predicted model, not a curated record. Lineage: Eukaryota; Haptophyta; Isochrysidales; Noelaerhabdaceae.
AUGCACACAGACUUGCACAACGCCCGCGACGCCCGCGCCUCGGACGGCCCGCAAUUGGCGAUGGGCAUGAUGGUCGCGCCCUUCAACCUUGCGAAGCGAUGGCUCGUCCGCAGCACCAUGCUAUCGGGCGGCCCCGUCCAGCGAGGCGAGGUUGUCUUCCGGUUCGUCGUUGGCCUCGAGGCGCUGCCGCGCGGCGAGAGCGACCAGCUGCGUGGUGAGGCGGCCAACUACUCGGACGCGCUGGACGGGAAGAGCGUGGCGAUGCCGUGCUCCUGCAUCGAGAAGGUGCACGGCUGGUACACGUAUGCGCUGCGCCGCUGGCCAGCCGCUCGCUGGUACGCGAAGACGGAGGACGACACGUAUGUCAACCUGCGCCAGCUGCUCGCCGACUUGCACUCUCUGCGCAGGCUCCCGGCGGUCUACUACGGGCUGAUGAACGCGUGCGCCAUGCCGCCGCUCGCCGCCGCCAGGCACACGCCCAGCGGGUACGCCGGCUGCUGGAUGGGCGAGUUCGAAUCGGCGGCCCCCGAGAGCUUGCGCCUCUGCCCUGUGUCGGACUCGAGCGCCUAA